Molecule: messenger RNA, 1751 nt
Organism: Diorhabda carinulata
Lineage: Eukaryota; Metazoa; Arthropoda; Insecta; Coleoptera; Chrysomelidae
Product: methanethiol oxidase-like
Exons: 9
Coding region: 151-1584 (477 amino acids)
Molecular function (GO): selenium binding
Source: RefSeq, a predicted model, not a curated record
AACCUACAAAUCAUUAUUCUGAUUAACUCAAAAGUAUACAUAUUAAAAAACAGUGAAUCGAACCAGAAAGGAGUGUGAGUUUUAAUCAGAACGCAAUUCAAUAUGUUUAAUAAACAACACUCAGUCUAUCAGUGACCUUCAGCAAGCAAUAUGGAGAAACCCAGUUCUGUGAAAUGCGGUCCAGGUUAUGCCAGUCCUUUGGAUGCAAUGAAAUACGGAUCAAAAGAAAAACUUCUGUAUGUAGUUUGUAUUAAUCCUAACGAAGGAGAUGAUAAAACGGACCUCUUAGCCACGGUUGAUGUAGAUCCAGAAUCGUCGACUUAUUGUCAAAUAAUUCACCGUUUAAGGACUGGUAAUAAAGGUGACGAAUUACACCAUUCCGGAUGGAAUAUCUGUUCUAGUUGCCACAACUGCCACGGGCUGGUACGAGAUAAACUGAUCCUACCAGCAAUAGGAUCAGACCGAAUAUAUGUAGUGGAUGUUGGAAAAAAUCCAAGAAAGCCUGAAUUUUACAAGGUCAUCGAAGGAAAAGAAUUACGAAAAUACAAUUGUAGUACUCCCCACACAGCACAUUGUUUACCAAAUGGAGAGAUAAUGAUUUCGGUUUUGGGUGACAAUGUAGGUAACUCCAAAUCAGAUUUCAUCGUUAUAGAUGCAGAAACUUUUAAAGUGAAAGGAACUUGGAUGAAUGGCAAGCAAUCGCCGUAUUUUAAUUACGAUUUUUGGUAUCAACCUUAUUUCGACGUGAUGGUGUCGUCAGAAUGGGGGGCUCCUAAAUUAUUUAAGCGAGGUUUUGAUUUUUCUGAUACCGCACCUGAUCGUUAUGGGCGUAGUAUCAACUUCUUUUCGUGGACAAAGAAGGAACUAAUACAAAGUAUUAAUUUGGGAGAAGAAGGUAUUGCUCCGUUGGAAAUUAGGUUUUUACAUAACCCAAAAGAACCUCAGGGAUAUGUCGGGUGUGCUAUUGACGCUAAUAUUUAUAGAUUUUACCAAAAAGAAGAUGGUACUUGGGCAGCACAUAAAGUUGUAGAUGUUCCUGCGAAAAAAGUUACAGGAUGGGUUGCUCCUUAUAUACAAGGUCUGAUUUCUGAUAUUCUAAUAUCAUUGGAUGACAAAUAUUUAUACUUCAAUAACUGGCUACAUGGAGAUGUCAGACAAUACGACAUAACUGAUAGAGCUCAUCCUAAACUCACAGGUCAAUUAUUCUUGGGUGGUAAAAUUCUUUCCGAUUCGACUAUAAAAGUAAUCGAAGAUAAAGAACUUGAAAGACAGCCAGAUCCAGUUUAUGUUAAAGGUAAAAGAUUCGAAGGAGGUCCUCAAAUGAUACAACUUUCUUUAGACGGUAAAAGAUUGUAUGUGACUUCUAGCCUCUUAUCACCUUGGGAUAGACAAUUUUAUCCAGAUUUAGUUAAGAAGGGAACAAUAAUGCUAAAAAUUGAUAUAGACACUGAGAAUGGGGGUAUGAAAUUAGAUGAAAACUUCUUAGUUGAUUUUGGAGAAGGGCCUGAUGGACCUUUAUUAGCUCAUGAGAUCAGGUACCCCGGUGGAGACUGUACAUCCGAUAUUUGGUUGGCUGAGGACUGACGAAGCUUUUCAAACAUUUACACAUAAUUAUUUAUAUGAAAAAAUGUGUAAUAGCUAACAAAUUUUAUUCUAUUAUACUCCUCACAAUAUGAAUCAAUUUAGUUACAUAUCAUACCAUCUAUUUUAAUUCGGAAAUAAAUAUAAAUAAACAAGUUUCAUAUAUUCCA